Molecule: messenger RNA, 1014 nt
Organism: Ustilago hordei
Lineage: Eukaryota; Fungi; Basidiomycota; Ustilaginomycetes; Ustilaginales; Ustilaginaceae
Exons: 2
Coding region: 1-1014 (337 amino acids)
Biological process (GO): mitochondrial fission
Cellular component (GO): mitochondrion
Source: RefSeq, a predicted model, not a curated record
AUGAUGGACGUCACAACGAUCGAGCCUCAACGCUACAUCCCUAUGUUCGGGCUCAGUGGCCUCGGCUUCCAACUGCAGGGAGCAUUGGUCAACAGCGCGUUCAAAGCCCAUUCCUCUAUCCUCUCCAGCGGGAACAGCAACAACGAGGUAUCGACCUUGACAAAUCAAUCUUCGGGCUUUGCUACACCCUCACUGUCCUCGUCCACCUCCACCGACACAACAAGCGAGGUCCUCGACCUGGACAACGGUCCAUCUCGUUACGCCGCUUACGCGAUGCGACUCAAGACCAUCAUCAUUGCUUCGUCUCGUUACGUCGCCUACUCUUCCGACAUCGGCGAGGCUUUCCGUCCCUUGACCAAGCCUGGGUUUGUUCGUGGUGCCUACGCUGUUUCAUGGACCUACAUUCUGGGUGAUGUCGCUUAUGCCGGAUACAAGGCAGCUCAGCAAUGGGAGGCGCUUGCCGCCACUACAUUUUCCUCCAAGGGCGGCCCUAUGCAAGAGUUCCAGUCCGAAGCGGCAAAAUCUGCCGAGAAGGCGCUUAGUUCGGCUCGCGAGAACCUGCCUCUGGAAAAGCUUCUUGAUGCAAAGACACUCGGUGCUCUCUCCCCAACAGAGAAAGUUGAGCUCCGAAAAAGGCACACACAACGUCUGGCGGCACAAGGAGACCAUGCGGGUGUUGAGCCCAACAAGGUAUCCGAACCUAUGCACGUCGGUUUGGUGAUGGCCAGGCGAGCUGUCUUCCAGAGCAUUGCGUCCAUGGCACUGCCUGCCUUCACAAUUCACAGUAUCGUUCGCUACUCGGCUCCAUUGUUCGCAAAAGCCAAGAGUACAAGAAUCCGUGCUGCAGGUCCUACUGUCGCCGGUCUGCUUUUUGUCCCUGCUCUGCCCUUCCUAUUCGACGAGCCUGUCGAACACGUCAUUGACUUUGCCUUUGACUGGAUCCAGGAGAGGCUCAUCGGUGGGUCUAAAGCAGCAGACAGGGUCUUUGAGGCCGCCAAGGAGAAGGUGCUUUGA